CAUAAAACUAAAAGCAAAAUGAAGACUUAUCUUUUGAUCUUCCUCAUCUUCUCACUUCUCUUAUCAUUUUCCUCGGCCAAGCUAUGUGGUAAGGAGGCCGACGGAGCACUCUGCCCCGACGAUAUGUGCGGUACCACCGAAGAUUAUUGUAAGAAGCCUGGCUGCCAAAGCAAUUGCUGGCCUCACGACAAUCCUCCUCCUAUACCUGAAGUCAAACAAUGUGGUAAGGACGCCGACGGAGCGCUCUGCCCCAACGAUAUGUGCUGCAGCCAUUACGGAUAUUGCGGUACCACCGAAGAUUAUUGUAAGCAGCCUGGCUGCCAAAGCAAUUGCUGGCCUCCUUCUGGACCCAGCAGCGGCGAUCUAUCGGACAUCAUUACAAAAUCUCUGUUCGAAGAUAUGCUUUUGCAUAGGAACCAUUUUCUAUGCCCUGCUAGAGGUUUCUACACUUACGACGCCUUUAUCACUGCUGCAAAGUCCUUCCCUGAAUUUGGCACCACCGGAGACACAGACGCAAGGAAGAAGGAGAUCGCCGCCUUCUUCGGGCAGACUUCCCAAGAAACCACAGGUAGAGCACCGGACGGACCCUAUUCAUGGGGAUACUGUUACAAGGAACAAGUGAAUCCUACUUCAGACUACUGUGACGCGACACAGAAUGUCACAUGGCCAUGCGCAACUGGCGAAAGCUACUACGGAAGAGGACCGAUGCAGCUGUUGGGGAACUACAAUUACGGUCCAUGCGGGAGAGACAUAGGAGUUGACUUACUCAACAACCCAAACAUCGUGGUUAAUGACACAGUGAUCGCUUUCAAAACCGCGAUUUGGUUCUGGAUGACUGCUCAGCCUCCCAAACCGUCGUGCCACGCCGUGAUCACCGGUCAGUGGAACCCUUCUAGAGUCGACUAUGACGCGAAUAGAUCUCCGGGUUACGGAGUGAUUACAAAUAUUAUUAACGGCGGACAUGAGUGUGGAAUUGGCACAAACCCGAUCGUCAAGUAUCGUAUCCAGUAUUAUGAGAGGUACUGUGACAUGUUGAGGAUUGAUCCUGGACUACACCUUGAUUGCUACAACCAACAGCCCUUUGUUAAGGAGGUCACCCUCGAUGCUGCUUUUUAAGGAGGAGAGAGGAUCAUUAUGCAGCUUUGUAUCCAAACAGUAAGCUAAUAUCAAACUAAAUAAAGACUCUUCUAUAUAAAGUUAGCCAUGUAUC
Molecule: messenger RNA, 1210 nt
Organism: Camelina sativa (false flax)
Lineage: Eukaryota; Viridiplantae; Streptophyta; Magnoliopsida; Brassicales; Brassicaceae
Product: basic endochitinase B-like
Biological process (GO): chitin catabolic process; defense response to fungus; cell wall macromolecule catabolic process
Molecular function (GO): chitin binding; chitinase activity
Source: RefSeq, a predicted model, not a curated record